AGAAAAAUUCUGAAAGUAAUUAUUCUGCUGCUAGCUGUGAUUUCCAUAGCAAGUGCUCGACUUGUCUGUACUCCGAAUUAUUGUGAUAAUGUUCAAUACGAAGAGCUAGAUUGUGAAGAUGAGCAAAUAGUGAAGUAACAUAACUCUUCUUGCGGAUGUUGCUCUACUUGCUUCACUGAAAUACUAGCUCCAUCUACAUGUGACAUCGUUUGAAAGUGCAUUUUUAAAAAGGUUUUGAAGAAGACGCAUUGCUGCUUAGGCGCUAGUUAGACAAUUUCUUAAGAGGAAAGAUGAAAAACACUUAUUUCAGCUAAUUGAAAAACACGCAAGUCAUGUGGUUCAUUACCGAAAACUUAACAAGCAACGGAAGUGCAUACUAUCUGGCCUUAUUUCUUAUACUCUUAUCCACCAUCUACUACUUUGUCCGAUCACGUGGUCUACCGCCUGGUCCUGUAGGCCUUCCUUACAUAGGAUACUGGCCUUUCUUUGAUACUUCAACUAUACAUUUACAACUGCUAAAAAUGAGAAAAAAAUAUGGUGACAUAUUCAGCUUUACCGUUACAGGUCGCCUGUACAUAUCUUUAUGUUCGUAUAACGUCAUAAGAGAAGUAGACUUAAAGAAACCACAAGAUUUUGAUACUAGGGCAUCUGGUUUUACUCUACUGAGCUUUUUUUUCCAAGAAGGGUUUGCUUUUGCAAAUGGAGAAGAAUGGAAAAUUCAGAGAAAAUAUUACAUUCAGCAACUCAAAGAGCUUGGAAUGACGACUUUCAAAGAGGAGCGAAAAGGGCCCAUUUAUGAAGCAGUCAAUGAUUGCAUAAAAGACUUGGAGAAAAGUGGUGGUAAACCAGUGGACUUAACUGAGAUCAUCGCGAAAGGAAGCAACAAGAUUUUGAGGACUACUCUAUUUGCGGGAGAAGAAGAUUUCACAUGUGAAGAUAUAAAGGAUGUCUGUCAUUCUUAUGAGUUUACGUUGCAAAACAUGACUGGGCCAAACCUCCUCCUGAUUGGAGAUUUUGCUAAGUAUUUUAUUCAUCCAUUCACAAAGGGUCAACGCUUGGCAGUGGAACACUUUAAUAUUAUGGUUAAAAAUAUAUUCAAAAUGUUGAACAAACACAAAUCAAGUUUCAGCGAGAAUAAUCUAAGGAAUGAUAUCUUCGACAGAUACUUCAAAGAGCGAUUAGAUAGAUUGGCACGAAAUGAUCCUACUGCUCAAUAUUUCACGGACAGGGCAUUAGUUGGGGCCAUAUUUCAAUUUAUCGGUGAUGGUGUGCUAACCGUGGGAGUUUUUGUAUGCGCUUUCCUCAAAGCCCUUUUGGACUAUCCCGAAGAACAGGAAAAGAUCUACAAUGAACUUAUAGAUGUCGUAGGAACAGACAGGGAUCCAGGCAUCGAAGACAAGAGCAGACUCCCGUAUACCAAUGCAUUUAUCUUAGAAGUUACAAGAGUAUGCGAAGUUUUUCCAUUCAUACCAGAGCUGGAAUGUACAAGAGAAACUGUUAUUCAAGGAUACAGAAUACCAAAAGGGUCGGUUAUGUUGGUUAAUACUUGGGCAGCUCAUCACGAUCCGAACGAAUACGAAGAGCCACAUAAAUUUAAUCCCUCUAGAUACAUUCCUGAAAAGGGAAAGAAAAAACCAGAAGCUCCGAUUUUAUUUGGAAUUGGGAGGAGAUCUUGCAUUGGAGAAGGCUAUGCAAUGGCUCAGACAUUUCUUUUCCUUACAACUAUUGUUAAACAUUUCCGUUUGACUAAGGCAACGGAUGAAGACAAAAAUUUGCUUUUUCUUGUUGGUAAAAUGGAAGUUUGUGCCCAUCCUAGAAAUCCCGCAUAAACACCACUGCCUUCAGGAGAUGAUAGAACCAUUGAUGAAUAAUUUUUACUUAUGCUACAUAAUUUUUUAUCUACUAUACAAAUAAAACAGAACACUUAAUUGUA
This is a messenger RNA of Parasteatoda tepidariorum (common house spider), 1933 nucleotides long. The record is from RefSeq and is a predicted model, not a curated record. Lineage: Eukaryota; Metazoa; Arthropoda; Arachnida; Araneae; Theridiidae.